Molecule: messenger RNA, 1299 nt
Organism: Tilletiopsis washingtonensis
Lineage: Eukaryota; Fungi; Basidiomycota; Exobasidiomycetes; Entylomatales
Exons: 3
Coding region: 1-1299 (432 amino acids)
Source: RefSeq, a predicted model, not a curated record
AUGACGACGACAAGUGAUGCUGGGUCGGGCGAGGUGUUCAUCCCGUCGGUGCAUCUCCCUGCGCUCGCUCGUCGGCCUGCGCUGGGCGAGGUCGAGACAGCGCUAGGGCUGCUCGCCCGUGCCCUGCGAAUCGAGGGCGACGAGCACGUCUGGGUCGCCGCGCCGGACGUGGCCAGCGAUGAGCAAGAUAGCGGUGCUGCGGAGACGGACGAAGCGCCUGAGCGCGACGCCUCCGCUGCAUUCGAGCUGCGCCAUGCACAGACGUGGCUCACGGGCUGCGUGCGCAGCGGCCUCGCCUGGUGCUUCGCGCGCGACGACGAUGGUGAUGCCGCUGCUGCGGCGCUCGAUAAAGCGGCGGCGCUGCUGAGUGUGUGCGCCGGCAAGAGCGCAUCAGGUGCUGUCACACGCAUCUACCAUGUGCCGACGCCCAACGGCGCCGAGGUCGCCGUCUCUGUCCGCGAUGCAACACUCUCGGCGGACGCACUUGGCUCGCGCACUUGGGGUUCGGCACCGCUGCUCGCCAGACGCCUGCUCAGCCCCCUCGAAGCAGCGCUCAGGCACAGCAGCCAGCUGAGAAUCCUAGAGCUGGGAGCGGGCACUGGGCUCGUUGGCCUGGCCCUUGCGCUCUACUCGCAGCGCCUCGGCAUUGCAGCACAGGUGGCGCUUACAGACUACCACCCCGACGUGCUCUCGAAUCUGCAGUUCAAUGCUUCACUCAAUGCGCUCUCAGAGCCGAGCACGCUCGUCCGACGGCUCGACUGGCAAGACGACUAUGCCGGAGCAUCACACGCGCACGAGACCCAGACCGAAGAGCAGCGCGUUGCGCAGACGGCUCGUGACACGUGGCCAAGCCUCGAGAGUGGCUCGUGGGAUGCUCUCGUUGCAGCAGACUGCUGCUACGAGCACGACCAUGCGCUGUGGCUGCGUGCCGUGGCGUCGCAGCGUCUGUCGCGGGCCUUCGUGCACGAGUCGGACAGCCGAGAGGGCGCGGGAGCCGAUCUGCACGGCGGGCUUUACAUCCUCAAUGCGCUGCGGCAGACGCAUGCACACGAAGCGGCGGCCAUUCUCGCCGUCUUUCCGCUCGUCGACCCGCGCGCGAGCUCUUCCGGUGGGGCCCUGGCGCUGCGCACUGUCCGCACGCAGGACCUGCGAGCGCAAGACGACUUUGGUCCGCCGUCGAUGCGGACAGACGUGCCUCUGCACGGCGACGAUACCGUGCGCCGCCCCUUGGCGACACAGUCGGGACAGGCGACGCUGUUCCGUGCCUUCGAGAUUCGCUGGUGUCAAGUGGAUGAUUGA